AUGGCGCGCGAAUACCCUUCUCUCUCGCGACAACACACGCUCGCACAGCUGCCCGCCGAGUAUCCCACCGACGCGCAGGACCAGAUCUCGCAGAUCCUCUCCAACUCGCACAUCAACCGCCUAGUAGUGCUAGACGACGACCCAACAGGCACACAAACUUGCCACGACAUCAACGUUCUAACAGUCUGGGACAUAGCGACGCUGAAGGCCGAAUUCGAAACAGACUCGCGCGGCUUCUUCAUCCUCACCAAUUCGCGCGCCCUGCCACCCACAGAAGCCGAGCACCUCAUCCGCACCAUCUGCGAGAACGUGCACGAAGCAGCACAGUCGACGAGCCAGCAAGUGGACAUCGUCCUGCGUGGCGACAGCACGCUGCGCGGCCAUUUCCCGCUCGAGACAGACGUCGCGCAGUUCGUCUUCGGGCCCGCCGAUGCCCUCGUGCUGGCUCCGUUCUUCUUCCAGGGCGGCCGCUUCACUAUCGAUGAUGUGCAUUAUGUUGCCGAAGGUGAUAGUCUCGUGCCGGCGGGGCGUACGCAGUUUGCGCGCGAUGCGUCGUUCGGGUAUCGCAGCUCGAAUCUGCACGACUAUGUCCUCGAAAAAGCGCCGGGCCGGUUUACGUCAAGUCAGCUGUGCUCGGUGAGUAUUUCUGAUAUCCGUCGCGGCGGGUCGCAGGCUGUUUGUGAGACGCUGGUGAAGUUGCCUGCGGGUGGGGUGGUCGUGGUGAAUGCUGCGGCCGAGUCUGAUAUGCAUGUAUUCCUAACUCCUCCAGCCGAGGCCAAGGGAAAACACUUCCUCUACCGCACCGGCGCAGCUUUCGUCUCCACCCGCCUAGGUAUCCGAUCAAAAGCACCCAUCUCCGCCGCAGAGCUGCAGCUCCCCUCGCCGCGCCAGACCGGCGCGCUCAUCGUCGCCGGCUCCUACGUGCCCAAGACCACAGCCCAGCUGCAGGUGCUGACCUCGCAGCGCGGCAGCACAGACCAGUUGGCCAUCAUCGAGAUGAAUGUUAACGAUCUGAUCAUGUCGUCCGAAAGAGCCGCACAUACGGUUGAGCGCGUCGUGCGCGAGACCGAGGCUUCGUUGCUGACUGGGACAGAUACGCUCGUCAUGACGAGUCGGGAUCUGGUGACGGGCGGCGACGAGCUAGCGUCGCUGAGGAUCGGGGCCGCUGUUGCUGAGGCGUUGGUUGGUGUGGUGCGGCGGGUUGAGGUGAGGCCGCGGUAUAUCAUUGCCAAGGGCGGCAUUACUUCUUCAGACGCCGCUACCAAAGGCUUAAAUAUCAAGCGCGCCACGAUUGUCGGCCAGGCUGCGCCCGGCGUGCCUCUGUGGCGCUGUGAUGAGGCUACAUCUCGCCAUUGUGGUGUUCCGUUCGUGGUCUUCCCUGGUAAUGUGGGUGGGGAGUCGACGCUUUGCGAGUUGGUCGAGAGUUGGAGUUAG
Penicillium alfredii is the source of this 1434-nucleotide messenger RNA. RefSeq lists its product as uncharacterized. The coding region runs from base 1 to 1434 and encodes 477 amino acids. Lineage: Eukaryota; Fungi; Ascomycota; Eurotiomycetes; Eurotiales; Aspergillaceae. The record is from RefSeq and is a predicted model, not a curated record. The transcript is spliced from 3 exons.